CCGAGCUCUGUGACAACGGGAAUGGCCGCGGGGCACACGAGCAGUCACAACACGCGAGACAAAAGAGAUUCGGGCCUCUCUCGCGCAUUGGGCAAAAACAGUCAUGGAAACACAACACAUCAGCGACGUGCCCUUGUAUGACGACGACGAGGAGGUGUGAAAGGAGUAAUCAGGGGAGAGGCAGGUUUGGGGGUGAAGUCCAAGUUCGGUCCGGGAGAAGAUCGAAGCUGUGUCGACUUCCAACUGUCUCCCCUCCGGAUUCUUUCAUGGCCUGGCUGGAGUUGCGCCAGCUUGUAGAAUCUGGGGGUCAUGGCCGACCCGCAGCUUCUCGACAAAAUCCACGGCCUUGGCGACCUCGAGCUGGCCGUCCUCCUCUGCCUCAUAGCUCGCGAGCACUGCCUGAUCAGCACCGAGUUCGAUAGCGUCGACGACCUCGCCGAGGAAUUACGCUUGGUGGCCUCUAAGACCUUCAACCUCAGCUCCGCGAUCGUCAGCUGCCACACCCAUACGACGCUCGAAGAGUUUGCGACAGGGCUGUUUGUCCAACCAGCUCGAGUCCCCCCGUCGCCAGGCAACACUCGCUCCGUCUCUCCGUACCGGCCGCGCAAUGAAGCGUCGCAAUUGUCGACCGGGGGCGCCUCCUCGCCCGGGUCCUACGUCCCGAUGAAUCCGUCCCCACGCAUCGGCGGCCACAUGACGCCACUCUCACCGCCAGCCGGUGGAAGCAGCUCCAGCAUUGCACAAGCCCGAAUCGCAAACGUUGUCCUCGCCAAAGACCUCGACAGUGCCCCGCGAGCCGUUCAAAUACAAGCCCUCGAACUCCUCCGCACGCGCCGGAUAUUUACCCGAACCAGCGUCCAAACUGCUCCGAAGCAGUUCCUUUUCAUCGCAUUAGUCGGCGCCAACAGCGGUGGCCAGGCUCGGGUCAACCCCCACCUGAACGAUUUCUUCUAUCUUAGCCAUUGGCACGAUCCGGCGGAGGACGGAUUCCCCUACCUCGACGAAGAGUUUAGCCCCAAAUCGGGCGAUCAGGGUGACGACCCCGACGAGGCCGCUUCCACAAUAUCCAGCAGCAGCGUGGUCAAAACACCCGUCUUCACCGAACACGAAAUCUCCCACCUCUCCGAACUCUCCCGCACAGCACACACCUCCAUAUCCGUCACGCGCUACCAGGCCAAUCUCGUCGCCUUCCUGCGCACCCACCGCGCCGUCGCCCCCGGCAGCGGCGUCACGCCCGCCGCCACGCGCCACCUCGCGCAGCUCGCCAGGUCGCUCGCGCCGCUGCACGGGCUCGACUACGUCACGCCGUCGCUGGUGGCGCUGGCGCUGCGCAAGGUGUAUCUGCACCGCCUCAACCUGGUCAUGGCGGCCGGCCGGCCCGAGAGGGAGCGGAGCGUGCAGUGGGGGAGCGACGUGCCGACGGUGAGGGGAAUGCUCGAGGGGUGGACGGUUGAAGACGUGUUGGAGGAUGUCUUGGAAAGCGUGCAGGUCUCUACGUAAAGAAAUGAGGGAAAGAAAAUAAAAUUGCGCGCCGGUCUAAAUCAUCCAGGCACGAACAUGGGCGAUGUCCAGAACAUGGAGGGAAAAAAAAAAGGGGACAAAAAAGAAGGUGGAACGAGGACGACCCUAGAUGUCCCAAGGAACAAGGUUAUGACAAUGGGGAUACCCAAGCAGCAAUGUGACCGGAUAAGCAUAG
This is a messenger RNA of Thermothelomyces thermophilus ATCC 42464, 1696 nucleotides long. RefSeq lists its product as uncharacterized. Bases 310 to 1500 code for a protein of 396 amino acids. The transcript is spliced from 2 exons. Lineage: Eukaryota; Fungi; Ascomycota; Sordariomycetes; Sordariales; Chaetomiaceae. The record is from RefSeq and is a predicted model, not a curated record.